AUGACCUUCGCGCCAUCAUUCUACGAGGUGCUCAGCGUCCCGACGACCUGCAGCUCCGAUGACGUUCGCCGCGCGUACCACCAGAUGGCUCGACGGUUCCAUCCGGACAAGCGCUCGACCGCCACCGACGCUGCCGUCACGAGCGAGCAGCACUUCCUGCGCGUACAGGCCGCCUACGAGACGCUGCGGCACCCGGAGCUGAGGCGGCAGUACGACGCCAAGUUACAGCAGCACACGCGAAGGCGCAAGAGGCAGCAGGAGGUCGUCGUCGUGUCGGACGACGUUCCGCUCAGCGCUAUGCAUCGCGUCCAGCUGCAAGACGGAGACCACGACGGCGACAACGACGUGGUGUACACACACGAGUGCCGCUGUGGAGACGUGUACGAGGUCUCUGAACACGAGCUCUGGGACGGCGUAGAUGUUGUGCCGUGCGCUGGCUGCUCGUUGCACGUUCGGGUGCUGGUGGACACUGCCCAGUAG
Molecule: messenger RNA, 480 nt
Organism: Hyaloperonospora brassicae
Lineage: Eukaryota; Oomycota; Peronosporomycetes; Peronosporales; Peronosporaceae
Source: the annotation of a GenBank genome assembly